Molecule: messenger RNA, 1153 nt
Organism: Tauraco erythrolophus (red-crested turaco)
Lineage: Eukaryota; Metazoa; Chordata; Aves; Musophagiformes; Musophagidae
Source: RefSeq, a predicted model, not a curated record
UUCAACGGGCCGCUGUGCGGGGUCACCCCUGCGGCGUCCCUAUCGCUACCCUCCCACCCCUCCUCCUUCUCCUCCUCACAGGUCCAGCAUGCCAGCAAACAGAUCACGGCAGAGAAGCAGUACAAGGGCAUCAUCGACUGCAUAGUCCGCAUCCCCAAGGAGCAAGGCAUCAUCUCCUUCUGGAGAGGCAACCUGGCCAAUGUCAUCCGGUACUUCCCCACCCAGGCCCUCAACUUCGCCUUCAAGGACAAGUACAAGCAGAUCUUUCUGGGGGGAGUGGACAGGCACAAGCAGUUCUGGCGCUACUUCGCAGGGAACCUGGCAUCUGGGGGUGCUGCGGGAGCCACCUCUCUCUGCUUCGUGUACCCGCUGGAUUUUGCCAGGACCCGGCUGGCAGCUGAUGUGGGCAAAGGAGCCAGUGAGAGAGAGUUUACUGGGCUGGGCGACUGCAUCGUCAAGAUCUUCAAGUCUGAUGGCUUGAAGGGCCUGUACCAAGGAUUCAGUGUGUCUGUCCAGGGCAUCAUCAUCUACAGAGCAGCCUAUUUUGGGGUUUACGACACAGCCAAGGGUAUGUUGCCUGAUCCAAAGAACGUGCAUAUCGUAGUGAGCUGGAUGAUUGCCCAGACUGUCACUGCCGUAGCAGGGCUGGUUUCUUACCCUUUUGAUACAGUGCGACGUAGGAUGAUGAUGCAGUCUGGCCGAAAGGGAGCUGAUAUUAUGUACAAGGGCACAAUUGAUUGCUGGAAGAAGAUAGCUAAAGAUGAAGGAUCCAAAGCGUUCUUCAAAGGUGCCUGGUCGAAUGUGUUGAGAGGCAUGGGCGGAGCUUUUGUAUUAGUACUUUAUGAUGAAAUUAAGAAAUACGUCUAAAAUGUAACAUCAUAAUGUAGUUCAAUUGUUCUCCAUCAACAUUUUUUUAAAAAUAUGCUAUUGUGAUGUAAUGGACAAUAAAAUAUUUCCUAGGGAAACAGAAUAAAAUCUUAGUAACAUACCUGGAUGAGAUGAGGAUGAAUUAAUUUAAAAGUUGUCUGUUACAUCACAGUUAACAUUUUGUAUGAAAAUUCCUCCAACAUUUGUAUUGGAACCUGUGUAUAUAUUAUACUUCAAAUUUCAGGUAAUACAUUUUGUCUAGAGACAAGACUUAGGUUUUAAAAUC